Messenger RNA from Trichosurus vulpecula (common brushtail), 3615 nucleotides. Its product is annotated as von Willebrand factor A domain-containing protein 5A-like. NCBI's taxonomy places the organism in Eukaryota, Metazoa, Chordata, Mammalia, Diprotodontia, Phalangeridae. The record is from RefSeq and is a predicted model, not a curated record. The coding region runs from base 35 to 2407 and encodes 790 amino acids. The transcript is spliced from 18 exons.
CUCGGCAGCCCGAAGUACUGAGCAGAAUUUCACCAUGGAGUACCCUUGUGGUCUUCUCACCUGCUCCAAGCAGCCAGUGCCUCUUAAGAGCAUCUCUGUGGCUGUGUCUAUCCGUGAGUUUGUGGCAGAUGUGUCUGCAACCCUGGACUACAAGAAUGAGGAAGCAAAUCCUGUGGAAGCAUUCUUUGUGUUCCCCAUGGAUGAAGACUCUGCUGUUUAUAGCUUCCAGGCUCUGGUGGAUGGGAAGAGUAUAGUGGCAGAAAUACAGGAGAAGCAGCAGGCCCAGGAGAAUUAUGAGAAUGCCAUCUCCCAAGGCCAGCAAGCCUUCCUUCUGGAGCAGGAUAGCAGCUCUGGUGACAUCUUCAGCUGCAGUCUAGGAAAUUUGCCCCCUGGCCAGAAGACUACUGUCACUCUGAGCUAUGUUCAGGAACUGUCACUGGAGGCAGAUAGGGCUGUUCGCUUUGUCCUACCAGCCGUCUUGAAUCCACGCUAUAUCCUGCAAGAGUCAGCUGAGGCAGACAACAUCACCUCUCGAAUCCCUCGGUUUCCUGGCACGGAGCUGCCUUACACAUUUAGUGUUACUGCCAAUGUCUCCUCUCCCCAUGGCAUUAAGAAGGUCAAGUCCAACUGUCGCCUGAGUCCUCUGCAGUACUUAGAAGAUGAUAGGACUGUUGCCCAGGUUUCCUUGGCUGAAGGGCAUCAGUUUGAUCGGGAUGUGGAGAUUCUGGUUUACUACAGAGAGGUGAACAUACCCAGUGUGUCUGUGGAGCUGGCCCAGGCUGAUGCCAAACCAGGUUCCCUGAUGGGAGAUCCAGCUGUGAUGGUGAGUUUCUACCCUGGCAUCCCUAAGUCUCGGGUAGAGAGCAGUGGUGAAUUCAUCUUUCUCAUUGACCGCUCAGGGAGCAUGUCUUCCCGAAUGAAUAGAGCGGAUUGGUAUUCCUCACGCAUUGAUAAUGCCAAGGUAACUCUGAUCCUGCUGCUGAAGAGUUUGCCCCUCGGCUGUUUUUUCAAUAUUUAUGGCUUUGGAUCCUCCUUUGAGUCAUUCUUUCCAGAGAGUGUGGAGUACACGCAGAAGUCCAUGGAGGAGGCUGUGCAGAGAGUAAAGGCUCUAAAGGCAAACCUGGGAGGGACUGAAAUCUUAAAGCCCCUGAAGGACAUUUAUAGCAAGUCCUGCAGGCCAGGCCACCCUCGGCAGCUCUUCAUCUUCACAGAUGGAGAAGUUAGUGAUACUUGGAGGGUCAUUGCUGAAGUUCAACGCCACAGUCAGAAUCACAGGUGUUUCUCUUUUGGAAUUGGAGAAGGGGCUUCCACCAGCCUUAUUAAAGGCAUUGCUCGGGCAGCUGGGGGCACUGCGGAGUUCAUCACAGGCAGGCACAGAAUGCAGUCCAAGGCCCUCCAGUCCCUCAAGUGGGCUCUGCAGCCGGUGGUACAGGACAUCUCCCUGACCUGGACUCUACCUCCUGGGCUGGAGACUACCUUACUCUCCCCACCUCCUACUGUCAUCUUCCGGGGGCUGAGGUUAAUUGUCUAUGCUCAGUUGAAAGGGACAAAUGCAUCCAAAGAAGCAGCAGGUGAGGUGUGUCUUCACUACACACUCCAAGGUGAUACCUUCAAGAACACAGUGACAUUCUCCCUGGAGCCUAAAGCGGAUGACAAACUUACCAUUCAUCGCCUGGCUGCCAAGUCCUUGAUCCAGACCCUUGAUGGAAACUUACAGGAUGCUGCAGAGGAGAAGAAAAGAGUGGUGGAUGUUAGCCUUCAGUCGGGAGUUGUCUCCUCUCACACUGCCUACAUUGCUAUCAACAAGGAGCUCAAUCAGCCCAUUGUGGGGCCCCUAACUCGGAGGGAUAUUCCAUUGGGUUCUAAGCUUUACAUGAUGAUAUUCCCAAUACCACGUUUAAGAGGUGGAGGUGGUUCACCAUCUCCUCCACCCCUUCCGUGUUCAUAUGCCGCAUCUCCCAGAUCCAUCAUCGUAAGAGAGACUGCUAAUAAAGGCAGACUUCAUGUCUGGAAUGAUAGCAAUCUCUGUGACUCAGACUCUUCCACAAUGAUAUCUGCCAAAGACACAUCCCCUCCAGUUUCUCCACUUCUGCAACUGAUUUCCCUCCAGAAGGCAGAUGGUUCCUGGGAACUAGAUGAAGCUCUGGCCUCAGUCCUGGGUCUGAGUGUUCAGAGUACAUUGGCUGCAUUGCCUAACCAGAGUAAAGAUGUCCCAAGGUGGGCCACCAUCUUAGCUAUACUGUGGAUGCAUAGCUCCAGUUGGGACCAGAGAGAAGAAUGGGAACUCCUGGAAAGGAAGGCUGUGGCAUGGAUUCAGGCUCGAUCUGAUUCCUCCCUUGGUGAAUGCAUCAAAGCUGCCAAUGCUCUCCUGAAAUCAUCUGUGGAUCCUGCUGUCUUUGGCCUGUGAGAGUAGAACUGGAAGUGUUUAUGUGUGGCUGCUUCUAAAACCUGUUAAUGUGCUUUUCCUUCCCUGUUAUGCACAUUCCCCAUACAGAUUGGUCCAUCAGAUUCCAUUUGAUUCAGUUCAAGUAGUUUUUUAAAGGCCCUGCUAUGUGUUGGAUAUGUGCUAGGAACUAAUGCAAUGAAGACAAAAGCGAGAGCCUUCUCACAAGCAGUUUGCCUUCUGCUGGGAAAGUAGCAAGUACACAAGUCAGCAAAUUUGAAAAUAUGUAUCAAAUAAAUAAAAAUAAUUCUAUAGGGCUAGGGGAGAAAGUAGGAUGAAUCAAGAAAGAACUCUUUCUGUUCCACAAACACUUUUAUACUAGAUCACUCUUUGUGGUUACCAGAAUCUCUGUCAUGGCAUAAAAUCCAUGAAGUUCAGGGCUGGGGAAGGCAGGUAUUACUCCAGCUUUUCCCCUUCCCCCCUUUAGACUAUCUCAAGGCAUAUUAAAGAAGGAAUGGUUUUCCCCUGUUUUAUAAAUGAGUAAACAGAAAGAGGGAGAUGCCUAGUUUGGAGUUUCUUUUUGUCUUCGUGCAGGUAGGGAUUUCACUCUCGAAAAGAGAGUUAAAAUUUAGGUGGAGGUAGGACAUGCAUCUAGCAUGACAUAUGUUAUUGUAUAGCAGAAGGAGAAUUAUUUGCAUUAGAUGACUUGAAAACAGUUCUCGAACACUAUCUUGCACACUCCCAGGACAAAGCUCGUGAGCAGGUAAGGACCCCAAACAAAGGGAGCUAGAGGAGGAAGGCAAGCAUUAGGUUUAACCUAUGUGUCUGGGGGAUGGGCUUGGGAAGAGAUACCUAAACUGCACUGGACCAUUCUGAUUGUCUCUAUGUGGCCUUUAUAUCCUCUACUUCUACGAGCACUGAUGAGCUCCCCAUGCCACCUAUGGCUGCCCUUGGAGACAUAGAGACUAAUCUGUGCUCAUGGAGGUAGAAUGCUAUGACUAUAGGUUGUAGGCCCUUGGCUUUUAUGCCCUAUUCUCUGCUUAGCAAGAAUAAUAGUGGGAAGAUGUAGAUUAGAAAUAUACAUCUCCCUCUCUCUGAGAUGAAGGCAAAGGCCUUCUCUGCAUGUUACGAUCCUAUAUCCUCACUUGUUUUGUCAUGGAUAUUAAGCUUUUCAGAAACCUGUUACUUCCUGCAAAUAUUCUACUACCAAGAAUAAAAUGACUUGCCUAUUA